Lactuca saligna is the source of this 1374-nucleotide messenger RNA. Lineage: Eukaryota; Viridiplantae; Streptophyta; Magnoliopsida; Asterales; Asteraceae. The record is from the annotation of a GenBank genome assembly.
AUGAAUGGAAAUUGGCCCCUUUUUUUUUGUUCUUAUCCCGAACCAAAUGCAAAACGCGUAUGUACUAUUAUUAGAGAAAAGAAUCUGCAAUCAACAAUGGCUACUUUGACAAUUCCACCGGUGUUAUCUUCUCCUCGUGAUGACGCUAUGCACUUAUACAAAGCUUUUAAGGGAUUUGGUUGCGACAGUGCUGCAGUCAUCAACAUUCUCGCUCAUCGUGAUUCAUCACAGCGUGCUCUCAUUGAAAAUGAAUAUAAACUUAUGUACUCCGAAACCCUAACCAAACGACUCUCUUCAGAGCUUAGUGGCGAUCUCAAGAAAGCUGUCUUACUUUGGAUGCCAGAUCCAGCAAGAAGAGAUGCAAUGAUACUGCGAGAUGCUUUAACUACCGACAUUGAUCUGAAAGCAGCUACUGAAGUUAUAUGUUCUCGAACUCCAUCUCAGUUGCAGCAUCUUAAGCAACUUUAUCAUGCACUUCAUGGUGGUUACCUUGAACAUGAUCUUCAAGCUCAAACUUCUGGCGACCAUGGAGAGUUGCUUCUAGCGUAUUUAAGCACACCACGUAGUGAAGGUGUAGAAGUUGAUAGAAGAAUGGUGGAUCUUGAUGCUAAAUCUCUGUUUAAAGCUGGUGAAAAACGAUUAGGAACUGAUGAAAAAACAUUCAGAAUGAUUUUCAGUGGAAGAAGUAGAGCACAUCUUGCUGCUGUUAGUUCUGCAUAUCAUAGUACAUACGGAAGUACCCUCAAGAAGGCUGUAAAAGGUGAAACAUCGGGUUACUUCGAGGAUGCCCUUGUUACAAUUUUGCAAUGUGCUGAGAAUCCUGGGAAGUAUUUUGCCAAGGUACUUCAUAGGGCAAUGAAGGGGUUAGGGACAAAUGAUAAAACCCUAAUAAGAGUAAUUGUGACAAGGACUGAAAUCGACAUGCAAUAUAUAAAAGCGGAGUAUCAUAAAAAUCAUCAUAAGACUUUAAAUGAUGCUGUUCACUCUGAGACUUCGGGUCAUUAUCGGACCUUUCUUCUUUCACUUUUGGGCCCAAAUCAUCGGUAGGGAGCCCAUUUGUUGAACUAUGUUUUAUAAGUGUUUUUGGAUUUGAAUUUGUUGUGUGAUAAUUAGUAGUGUGUUUAGUGGUAGUUAUAGGGGUGUCAUAAAGAUGUUGUACAAAAUGAUCAAGUGGUUAAGUCCGAUGUUAAAUCUUUGUUGUUGUUUUUUUACAUAACAUGGUUAUGAUUUGGAGCUCCUAAGGGGGUAUUUGACAAUCUCUAAAUGAUUUAGAGGUUCUGAAUAAAUAUGUUUUGAAUGAAAACUUGUGUUUGGAUCGUUGGAUGUAUGUGGUUUAAUAUUUUCUACUAAGUGGUCCCAUUUGACAAAAUAUCU